CUUCGAAUGCAUCUAUUUCUCAAAAAAGCGGAUAUUGUGCUCGCGUGAGGAAAUAAUUUUGUUCAAAAUAAGUGUCAGUGACUUAGCGGCUUUUAGCUUUUUGGACUACAGUGCGUGGAUAGUUCAAGAUGAGGGAGAUUAAGUACACUUUCAAUAAAAAAAUAUUAACCCUGGCGUUGGUGGGUGUUAUAAUGGUUUGUUCUUCAUGCCUGAUACAUUUAUACAAUCCUCUACAACUACUCGUUAACAAGAUGGCAAGGAUAGAACCAGGAAACUUUUUGUAUGGUUUGUGGCAGGCGCCCCCAUAUGCACCAACGCUAAGAUUCUACAUUUUUAACGUAACUAACCCACAAGAAUUUCUGCGAGGCGAAGAGAAACUGAACCUGACAGAAGUUGGACCUUACUGUUAUAGGGAACACCUUACUCACGAAAAUGCUUCUUUUAAUGCAGAAGAUGGAACGAUAAAUUUUAAUCCAUUAAGAAAGAUGACCGUUUAUCCAGAAUGUUCCAUAGGAAAUGCUUCAGUGGAUAGACUUUUGGUUCCUAAUAUUCCGUUGAUUGGUAUUCAGAGCUUCCUUAGUAAUUCUUCAUUUAUCACGAACAUUGGCUUCUCCUCACUGAGCGCAACAUUGGGCGCUGAACCUUUCCUUAAUCUAACCAUCCAAGAAUAUCUUUGGGGAUAUUCUGACAAGUUGGUUUCCAUAGCAAAUGAGUUCGUACCAAGUUGGAUCGAUUUUGGAACAUUUGGAAUUUUUGAAAGGCUUCUAUCCAGAGAUAAUGGCAAUAACGUCAGCAUUGCUAUAUAUCCGGAGAGAAGGAAAACACGCUACCCGAAUAUACUUACCGAAAACGAGACUCUUGCCGACUACCACAUCAUCAACUGGAACGGGAAACAAGGCCUGCCAGAAUGGGGAUAUGAUAGUAGUGACGAAGCAAUUUCAUCGACCAAACGAUGUCAAUUAGUUGAAGGUGCUUUCGAUGGAACUUUUUACCCUAGACCGAUGACAAAAACCAGCAUCACCUUGUUCAGAAAAGCUUUCUGCAGACCCGUAUCGCUGCAGUUUGUCGAAGAAGGAUACACCAAGCAAGGAUUUAGGUCUUACAACUAUAAAAUGCCGAAUAAUAUGUUUGCCAGUCCAGAAGAAAAUAAGGAUAAUGAAUGUUUUUGUUUUAAUGGGGAGUGUCCUGGAAAAGGGUUGCAAAAUAUAGGUCCUUGCUACUACGACAUUCCUAUAGUGCUUUCACAGCCCCACUUUCUCAAUUCUCCUAAAGAAAUAGUGGAAAGUGUUAAUGGUAUGAACCCUUCGGAUGAAAAACACAGCAGUUUAGCUAAAAUGCAGCCUGAUAUUGGCGUUCCCCUGGACGAAUCAGCUUUGAGAAUCCAAAUCAACCUCGGGGUUAAAGAAACAAAGUUUAACAGCAAGACAAGACCUUUUAACGGUCUCACACUUCCUAUACUAUGGAUCGAGCUCUCCUGUGACGAACUAUCACCCCUAGUAAACUUCCUCCUAAGGGCAGCAGUAGAUGUAGCACCCAUAUUACAAAAGGUAGUUGUUUAUCUAUUGGGAAUAUUAGGACUAGCAUUCAUUUCUGGAGCAGCUCUUCUCACGCUAUUCUUCACGAAGGCUAAUGUUCCCAGGUCAUUAAGCAUUGCCUCUGAGUACUCGCCCUUGCCUCUUAUCACUAUCCCGGCUCAGUAUUUUAAAGAAAAAGAUUUUCGGAUAAGUAAAUGAUCUUAUUUUGUGAUAUUGUUUAAAAUUCGGACCUGAAAAAGAGUACAAUGCCAGUGCAGUAUAGAAUUUAGGUGAAAAUAGUACCGCUGCCGUGGAUAAUAGGUAACAAAUAUUGGCGAGACUCUGAACACUUUUGCUCUUUGGUACCUACUUAUUCAUGCCAAAAGUAUAUAAAAAUGUCCUUGAGCUUCAAUUAUGUUGUUAGACAUAAUGUAAAUGAGACCUAAUAUUGUUGCGUAUAGUAAAAUUAGAUCUAGAUUACUUAACCUUCAAGUGGGCGCGCCCUUUAAUGUAACAUGGGCGGGCGCGUGUCGUAAAAUUUACUACAUUUUGUAAAUUUUUUUUAUAAAUGUUGGGAACUUGUUACAAGAAUAUAAAAAUUAUAAAAAAACAAGUAAAAUCCUUUACAAAAAGUAUAUUUAUUAAGAUUACCUAAAAAGGGCUACAUCACAGAACUAGUUUUCGAUCGGAUGACCGAUCAUCAUCAGUGCUGACCUAAAAUACGUAUAACCUGAUAAGUUAAUGCAAAAUUUUUGAAAUUUUGACUACGGUUUUAAAAAGUUAUAGGUUAUACUCACACGAUGCUGACAUGCUAACCACCAAAAUACAAAAAUAUACGGGUAAAAACCCUGUAAAAUUGAUCCGUCAUGGAAACAAGGAUUAUAUUUGUGAACU
Molecule: messenger RNA, 2408 nt
Organism: Diabrotica virgifera virgifera (western corn rootworm)
Lineage: Eukaryota; Metazoa; Arthropoda; Insecta; Coleoptera; Chrysomelidae
Product: scavenger receptor class B member 1-like
Exons: 6
Coding region: 129-1733 (534 amino acids)
Cellular component (GO): membrane; cytoplasm
Molecular function (GO): scavenger receptor activity
Source: RefSeq, a predicted model, not a curated record